ACCAUGGAUAGUAGUUUUUGAGUGUUAGAACGAGAGCUAGAAGUCGGAUCGAAAUCGGGAAGAGUCCUUUUAUUUUCAUCCGAAACAAGUGCAGUAAAAAUUCCAAUUUAUCGGUGGAAUCGUUCCGUGAAUUGUCCAAGGUUCUUGUUCCGAUAUUGUGGCGAAGUGAAUUACGUGUCGGAAUGUAGUUAAAUGUCCGAUUUCUCAUCUUUUCGACUCGCUGAAGCAAGUAUCUGCUGAUAAAGGAUAGGUGAAGAAAAAAGGUUCGCUCUUAGCUGGAAAAAUAAUCGAUAAUCUUACUGUGUGUGACCUAUUAGAACGGAAACGGUGAAAAAUCAGGAAAAUUUUCUGGUCAGUGUGAAAUCUUGGGAGGAAAAGUGCAAUUUCAGGUCACUUGAUCUACGAUUCGACUGGGUUGGCAUCAGGAAACACCCUUUCGAGUUUCUUUUAACCAAAAGAUAGCAGAUUGGUGGCAUUUUGGUUCUACUGGAAGCGUACAAUUAACACCAGGACAACAGAUUCCUGUAACCCAUUUGGUGGUCUAGAAAGCGAAAAUGAGUGCGGCGGCUGAUCCGUUCGUGAUUACAUCCCGUGAGAGGGCCAAGUACGAUGAGCAGUUCAAGUCAUUGCAGCCGAUCAACGGAGUUGUGACCGGUGGCCAGGCCAAGGGCUUUUUCCUGCAAAGUCAACUUCCUCCGCUGAUUCUGGGCCAGAUUUGGGCUCUUGCUGAUACAGACUCCGAUGGAAAGAUGACUCUCGGUGAAUUUAGCAUCGCUUGUAAGCUGAUCAAUUUAAAGUUGCGUGGGUUCGAAAUUCCGAAAACUCUUCCACCCACAAUGAUUGCGUCACUUACUGCGGUUGGUGGAACACCCAUCCUUACGCCAACCUCUGGGCUGAGUCCUCUAGACCCUCUUAAGUCCCUCAGCGGAUCAAUUGGCAACAUGGCUCCAGCAGUUCCGCCACAACCAGCAAUGAUUCCUCAUGCAGUUCCCCAGGCCGUUGUUCCGCCAAUGAUGAGUAACCAAAUGAUCGGUAUGAUUCCGCAGCAGCCGUUGAUGCCAGGUGGAGUUCCAGUAAAACCUGCUAUCCCGCCACAACCUUUGAUUGCCACGGCUCAACCUCCCAUGAUGCCGAUGCAACCACUCAUCCCGGGUGCAGGUGUUGUGCCACCUAUGAUGCAACAGCAACCUCUCAUUGCCGGAUUGGGAGGAAUGCCUACUGCGCAACCUAUGGGCACCAUUCCAGCAGGCGUUGGUAUUGUUAAACCGUUGAUAGAUCCGGUAGGGGGCAUCGCAAGUCCUCCAUUAGUGGCCAGCGUUCAGCCUGUUAUGCCAUCAGUUAUGGGAGUUAUUCCUCCCGCUGUGCCGCCGUCAAUUGUGGCAGCCUCAGUUCCUGCUCCACCUACGCCCCCAUCCGGUGGAGGAACUCCCCAAAGGUCGAUGUCCAUCUCGGAAAAGGCACCGUCCAUAGAAUCUCCGCAAGUUGAAUGGGCUGUCAAAGGCCCGACCAAGCUUAAGUACACUCAGCUGUUCAACACCACCGAUCGCAACAGGUCCGGCUUCCUAACAGGACCACAGGCUCGAAAUAUCUUGAUCCAAUCGAAACUACCCCAAGCAUCGUUGGCCCAGAUCUGGGCCCUCUCCGAUAUCGAUGCCGAUGGACGGCUGGGUUGCGAGGAAUUUGUGCUAGCGAUGUACCUGUGCGACCAGGCACUGCAGGGCGAAAAAGUUCCGGCUACACUGCCUCCUGAGCUGAUUCCUCCAUCCUUCCGGAAAACAACUUCGCGCCACGGAUCAACGGUAACAUCGCGGCAUGGAUCCGUUUCCUCUCAGGGUGGUACACCGGCCCACGUUGCUGCGGCUGAAGCUGAUCCACUGUCCGGUUUGCCACAAACUUCGUUCGAAGACAAACGCAAGGAAAACUUCGAUAAAGGACAAGCAGAACUUGACAGAAGACGCAAAGCACUCAUGGAUAUCCAGAAGAAAGAACAGGAGGAACGCGAACGCAAGGAACGUGAAGAACAGGAAAAGAUCCGCAAAGCUAAGAUGGAGGCAGAGUUGAAGAAGCAACAAGAACUGGAGAAAGAACUUCAACGCCAACGAGAACUGGAGCAAGAACGCGAGGAGCAACGUAAACGGGAACUUGAGAAAAAAGAACUUGCUAGAAAGGAACUGGAAAAGCAGCGCCAACUCGAAUGGGAAACGCAAAAGAUCGCAGAAAUGCAACAGCAGCGACAACGUGAGCAGGAAAAUGUACUCAAACUGAAAGCCCAGAAUCAGUCGCUAAGUGUGGAAUUGAGUACGUUCAAUGAAAAAAUUAAAGAACUUUCCCAAAAGAUUUGCGACACUCGCGUGGGCGUUACGAAUGUGAAGAGUACCAUCGACGGAAUGCGAACUACCCGGGACACGCAGAUGAGUGAUAUGGCCCAGCUGAAGGCUAAGGUGAAAGAUCAAAACCAAAGAUUGGUGCAGUUAAGUCAGGAGAAGGCCAAGAUGGACGCUAAAAAUAAGAUGGGCGAAACGGAGAGUCAGCUACAGUUUACUAACAAACAACUAAUAAUUCAACAACUAAAAGACAAACUGGAAAAUACUAAAGAGCAAAUGGAAAACAAGAGUACCGACAUUAAGAUCAACUCCGAACAACUGUCUGAACUGAAAUCUCAACUGACCGAUUUGAUUGAUUCCUGCGAAAAGCUGUACUUAGAAUAUGACAUGCAAAGAAUACAGAUUCUCGAGAUGAAAAAUAAUCGUAAAAAUGAAUCUUACACGAGCUCUUGGGACACGGGAAGUUCGUGGCCGGUUGAUAAUACGCCUGCCGUCGCGGAAACGGUAUUACCGAGUGAAUCCAUCAAAACUCCACCUGGCUACGUGAAAUACCGAGCAAUCUAUGAAUUCAGCGCUCGAAAUGCGGACGAAAUUUCAUUCCAGCCGGGCGAUAUAGUGAUGGUACCACUAGAACAGAACGCUGAACCGGGAUGGCUAGCAGGAGAAAUCAACGGCCACACGGGCUGGUUUCCGGAAACCUAUGUGGAGAAGGUAGAUAGUAAUCUGAAUACCGUAGAACCCACGCCUGCAGAAACUAUUGCCUAUGCAGAACCGGCAGCUGAUUUCAGCGCUGCUCCAACCAACGAAGUAGAAGGUAUAUCGUCUUAUGUAGCCACCAAUUCAGGUUUAGAUAAUACCACCGGUAAUAAUAAUGCUGUUGAUGAACAAUUUGCAGCGACAUACAAUGGUGAUGUAGAGUAUUAUGUAGCAUGUUACGCGUAUCAAUCAGCUGAAAUAGGGGACUUGGUGUUCGACACUGGGGAGAUUAUAGCUGUGUCUAAAAAAGAAGGAGACUGGUGGACGGGAAAUAUAGGCAAUCGAACUGGCAUCUUUCCUUCAAACUAUGUACAGAAACAGGAAUCUGUAAGUACUGCCCUAGAGUCCAGUAGUGAAGCUAGUGUAGUAGUAACCGAAAAACAAGAGGUAAUAAACGGAAAUCAACAAGCAUUUAACCAAACACAGCCGCAAGAGGUAGACACCAAACGAAAGCAAUCAACGCAGGACGCCGAAGAUGCCAGAAACCAAGCGGAAGCGGAUUCGGAAGUGUCCCAAAUCAAUACUCAGCCACCACCUGCACCGGCCGCCAACGAAGAAAACACCCGCUACUCAUCGAUGUCCAUGUCCGCCACGCCCAGCCUGCGAAGGAAGGGAGAAGUUGCACAAGUGAUCGCUCCAUACGAGGCUACCAGUUCCGAACAGCUGUCUCUCACUCGCGGUCAGCUGAUCAUGAUCAGGAAGAAGACUGAUUCCGGUUGGUGGGAGGGAGAGUUGCAGGCCAAAGGAAGACGGCGACAAAUCGGAUGGUUCCCCGCUACGUACGUCAAGAUCCUGCAGGGCGGACGAAACAGUGGCCGCAAUACUCCAGUGUCUGCUAGCAAAGUGGAACUGAACGAAACUAUUCUUGACAAAGUAAUAGCACUGUACCCGUACAAAGCGCUCAACGACGACGAGCUGUCGUUCGAGAAGGACGACAUCAUAGCGGUCCUCGGCCGGGACGAACCCGAAUGGUGGCGUGGGGAGCUAAACGGAACAACGGGUCUCUUCCCCAGCAAUUACGUCGGGCCGUUUGUGACGUCAGGUAACGUAUAACGAGAAUGGUGGUCAUCUUCUACUGUAUCGCAUGAUUUGCAUGGCAAAACAACCACCAACAAAAGCAUCUACUCAACACCUACCACAACCACCACCAAUAAUGAAAGCUGCAUUGCUUCUAUCCACCAGAAGGACGGCGUCAAUAAUAAUAAUAAUGAAAACUAUUAUAACAAUGAAAGUAACAAUUAUACAAGAUAUAGUAAUAUAACCAAGAGCGACAUCAGCAACAAUAAUCACUCGACAAAUGCUAUUGAUUCAUGGAACUAAUUUGCUAAUACUGCUGAUCUAAAACCACACAGUUAAUAUAGAUAUGUAUGUGUAAUUGCCAUAGACUACACCUCACAGCUACAGUCACGAAAAAGGAAGAAAAAACACAAAUCACUCAAAUCACACACAAACACAAUAGAAACCCCGAUGCUGAAACAAUCCACUGCACUAGUGCGAUACAGUGCCAUCUGCGUUUUGAAUCCUCUCUACAACUUAAACCUGCAUGCAACAUCGAUCGGUAGCAUCUAUUGGGUUGAAGAAAAAAGAAACAAAAGAAUGUAGAAACUAAUACCAAAUAAUCGUUGGCUCUUUACACACUGUUAUUCGAUGAGUAAAACAGGCAACUUUCUUUCCUCUAUAUCAUAUCUUAAAAAUUAUAUGAGCAUUCAAAAGGACAAAACCAAACAAAAAUCGAAAAAAUUGUUUCUUGUUAUUUAUGAUAGCGAAUCGUUCGUCAGUAUUCAGUAUGUUUACCUUACAACAGCAUUGUUGUGAUAGGUUUUCAUCGCUAGCUUUAGAACUAGUAAUAUGUAGUUUGAAUUGCUGCGCAAAAUCACGCAAAUUUGCUUCCAAGCAAGGAUUUAGUUAUCUGAAGAGAAAAUGGCAGUUGAUUCUACACAACCACAACUAAACAAAUACUCACAAACAAUCGGCGUUGUGCAUGGUAACGUGUGAAAGAUGAAGAAAUCAAUCUACCGAUAGCUUAGACAUCUUAUCAGAGAACAAAAAGGUUACAAAAUGGCAUUUCCAACGAUCAAUAUUCGAACUAUGUUAAGUGUUUUUGAAAGCUUCAGAUUUUAUUCUCGUUGAUGUAUCUUUCCUUUCCUCGAAAAGCUGUAGAAACGAACUCACACUCUCUCACACACACAAAUUACAUCAGUACGCAAAUACAUGAGGAGAGCAUCGAUAGUGCUAAAUAAAUGUUGAAAUCAUAUCAGUUUUUAAGUGUACCCUAAACAAGCAUCUAAUAUCUCUAUUUCGCUCAAAUCGUGCAGCUGUAUAUAAAUAUAAAGAACCGAUGAUCUACACCAUAGAAUGAAUGAUUUCACCGAACAGCAAUAGGACAGGUACUUUUAGCAAUGCUGUAUUCGAGACAUGCAGAUUCUAGGUUAUCGAGGUCGUUUUUAUAGUUCAUUUAUAAUUUUUAGUUAUCGUAUGCCAAUAUGCCACCGCGAAAGGUAUGUACUCUCAAUCAAGAAUAGUUUUAAACAAGCGUACAUUAUUGCUAGUUAUUUCGUUGUACUAAGAAACUAUAUAAAUAUAUAAAUAUGGACAUUAUUGCAUAAAGACACAAACACAUAAAACUUAGACAACAUAUUAUAAAUAUACAUGUAUGGGUUAUAUUGAACAAUAAAGAGUAGAAACAGAGAAAUCAAACAAACUUAACCAAUACCAGUUGUAAUCACGAACCGAAUCAAUUACAAUAACAAAAAAGUAUGUAUAUUAUGAAAAAAAAAAAAGAAGAUGCAUCCGAACUACGUUCAACGCAAAACAGAGACAUUAAAAAUGGACAAAAGAAAAUAAAAGUUGGUUCUUCAAAGCAUACAAUAUGAAA
Molecule: messenger RNA, 5955 nt
Organism: Uranotaenia lowii
Lineage: Eukaryota; Metazoa; Arthropoda; Insecta; Diptera; Culicidae
Gene: Dap160
Product: intersectin-1
Exons: 14
Coding region: 555-4133 (1192 amino acids)
Biological process (GO): endosomal transport; clathrin-dependent synaptic vesicle endocytosis
Cellular component (GO): plasma membrane; cytoplasm; intracellular vesicle
Molecular function (GO): molecular adaptor activity; calcium ion binding; protein binding
Source: RefSeq, a predicted model, not a curated record